AUGAUAAAUAAUAAUAACAAUAGUGGUAUUUUUAAUACUCGUAUAGGCAGUGUUUCAUUACCAUCAUCAACGUUAUCAUCAUCAUCAUCGUCAUCGUCAUCAUCAUCAUCAUCAUCAUCAUCAUCAUCAUCAUCAUCAUCAUCAUCAUCAUCAUCAUCAUCAUCAUCAUCAUCAUCAUCAUCAUCAUCAUCAACAUCAACGUUGCCGUCAUCAUCAUUAUCAUUAUCAUUGCAACUUGAAGAUAAAGACCACAAUCUUCAGUCACCGUCCACCAAUGAAGAGAGAAUUCCAGUUACCAUUGGCGAUCGUUCCACCACGUCUCCUGCUUCCUUGUCAUUACCAGUCGACGAACAAAAUGUUCCAGCUUUGUCACCAUCACAAACAAAUCUUACAACCACCUCUUCUAUCUCACAGCAACCACCAGAACAACAACCACCAGAACAAGAACUAGAACAAACAAUAGAGGAGGAAGAGGAAGAAUAUUGGUCAAAUGACUCUGGGGAGAGAUUCCAUGUUUUGUAUCAUAUACGUCGUCAUGUAGAGCAACACCAAAACGAUCAAGAUAAUAGUGAGGAAGAAGAUAUAGAAGGGCUAAUCUAUAGGGAGGAAGAGGGGGAGGAAGAAGAAAAUCAAGAUGAAGGAGCUUCCGAUGACCAAGAGGAGGAAGAAGAAGAAGAAGAGGAGGAGGAGGAGGAGGAAGACGACUAUGACGAUGAAAUGGACUUUGAAGAGGAAUACUACUUUCAAGAUGACGAAGAGGAAAAUGAACAAGACUAUGAUAAUUAUGAGGAGAUUUUAGAGGAAGAGGAGGAGGAAGAAGAAGAAGAAGAGGAAGAAGAAGAAAGUGAAAGUGAAAGUGAAGAAAUAGAAAAUAAUGUAAAUAGUAGUAAUAAUAAUAUAUUGAUUGAAGAGGCAAAGGAUGGUCUUGAAUGGAUAUUCAAAAAUCAUAUUUUAUCAAUGUCCAAUGAUUUGGGUCUUACAAAUCGAGAUUUACUAUGUAUGAAGGUCAUUUUAGAUAUUUUGGAGCAUUUCUAUCGAUUAAAUGACUCUCCAACCUUUAAUAUCUAUUGUAACAAGUUUAUACCUUUGGCAUUGGAAUUCUAUGAUGGUCUAGACGAUGAAACUUUGGAGGACAUUAACAAACAACUCCAAGCACUAUUGAGACCAUCUCAUGACUUUUCAAUCAUUAGACUAUUCAACAAACAACAAUAUCAGAUCUACUUUGACGAUCAAUUAUCUUCACUAAGAAAUUUGACCGAUAUGAAUAAUUAUUCAUCCUAUUAUUUAUAA
Messenger RNA from Cavenderia fasciculata, 1290 nucleotides. RefSeq names its product 60S ribosomal protein L17. NCBI's taxonomy places the organism in Eukaryota, Evosea, Eumycetozoa, Acytosteliales, Cavenderiaceae. Bases 1 to 1290 code for a protein of 429 amino acids. The record is from RefSeq and is a predicted model, not a curated record. The transcript has 3 exons.